GAAGGUGUGAUGUCAUCAGGUGUGCAUGUGACGCAGGUGUGGGUGGAGCUCCUCUCGGCUGGGCAGGUGGAGGUGAGGGCGGGGCUGUCAUACGGCAGCUUCCUGCUGCUCCACAGGACUGAUGAAGACUUGGCUCGGAUGAUGAAGAGGCUGGUGAACAGUUUCCACGACGACAGAGAGACGCUGUCCUCCAGCCUGCUCACAGUAACACCCCCCCCCCAGUCCAUUAUCCAUGAGGACCAGAAAGUAGACCAGUCCAUUAUCCAUGAAGACCAGAAGAUAGACCAGUCCAGUAUCCAUGAGGACCAGAAGGUAGACCAGUCCAUUAUCUUUGAAGACCAGAAGAUAGACCAGUCCAACAGGCAUGCUGUCCAGGAUGAUGACCAGUCCAUUAUCCAUGAGGACCAGGAUGACGACCAGUCCAUUAUCCAUGAGGACCAGGAUGAAGACCUGUCCUCUGGGCAUGAGGACCAGGAUCUGAGGGAUUUCCAGAGUACCGGGUCUCUGUCAGAGAUCUCAAGGUCAAACGGUUUCUGUCUGGCUAACACUGAGACCAUCCUGUUUGACCCGACUCCGCCCACAAACUGUGUCAACCAAUCAGAAGACUCAACAGUAAGACGGUAA
Messenger RNA from Notolabrus celidotus (New Zealand spotty), 624 nucleotides. RefSeq names its product PX domain-containing protein 1-like. The coding region runs from base 10 to 624 and encodes 204 amino acids. The transcript has 3 exons. Lineage: Eukaryota; Metazoa; Chordata; Actinopteri; Labriformes; Labridae. The record is from RefSeq and is a predicted model, not a curated record.